Molecule: messenger RNA, 768 nt
Organism: Plasmodium malariae
Lineage: Eukaryota; Apicomplexa; Aconoidasida; Haemosporida; Plasmodiidae
Product: 60S ribosomal protein L7-2, putative
Exons: 3
Coding region: 1-768 (255 amino acids)
Biological process (GO): maturation of LSU-rRNA from tricistronic rRNA transcript (SSU-rRNA, 5.8S rRNA, LSU-rRNA)
Cellular component (GO): cytosolic large ribosomal subunit
Molecular function (GO): structural constituent of ribosome; RNA binding
Source: RefSeq, a predicted model, not a curated record
AUGCAUAAAAAGAAAGAAAGCAAGGAUUCAAAAAAAAAUAAAACUGGAAAUAAUAAUAAAAAGAAAUUGGUAAAAUUUAGAAGAAUUAAGAAAGUUAAAUUUAAGGAUGAACACAGAGUACUCCUACAAAAUAACACCGGAGAUGAAGAUGUAAAAAUAGUUAAAAAAAAAAAAUUAAACACAUUCUAUAAAAAAAAAGAAUAUGCAAAGAAAUUGGAAAAUCAGAAAAAGGAGUUUCAUAGAUUACGAAAACAAGUGAAAAGUCAAAAUUUUGAUGAGCAAGGACAAUGCAUUUUUGCAAUAAGAAAUAAAGUUGAAUGUAUUUACGCAGCCCCGAAUCAAAUUCUCCAGGAGUUAAGAUUAAACAAAAAAUUUAAUGGUGUGUUAUUACUUAAUAAUAAACAGAAUAUGCAAAACUUGUUUCUUGUAAAGUCUUAUGUAUGUUAUGGGUACAUAAAAAAAUAUAACUUUUAUAAUUUAAUGGAAAAAAGACUUUUCUUAAAAGAUGGAGAUGAAAUAAAAAGAUGUGAUUCAAAUAAAACUAUUGAAAAAUUAUUUCGAAAAGAAGGAAUUUAUUCAUUUCCGUCCUUUUGUGAAUACAUUUUUGAAUGUAAAGAGAAUGUAGAUAUUAUUUUGAAGAAUCAUGUUAUUCCUUUUGAUUUUUCCUUCUUAAAUUCUGAAAUUACAUUUGAUUUUUUGCAAUUUAAAAGUGAGUUUGCAGGUUUUAUGAAAGACGAAAUUAACGAAAUACUGGAAAAAAUAAUUUGA